Messenger RNA from Lichtheimia ornata, 1992 nucleotides. RefSeq lists its product as uncharacterized. NCBI's taxonomy places the organism in Eukaryota, Fungi, Mucoromycota, Mucoromycetes, Mucorales, Lichtheimiaceae. The transcript is spliced from 2 exons. The record is from RefSeq and is a predicted model, not a curated record. Gene Ontology annotation, molecular function: protein binding. The coding region runs from base 1 to 1992 and encodes 663 amino acids.
AUGUCUCUCCCAAUUUGGAACCAUUUAUGCCAACAACAACCUACACUCGUUGCAGCCUUCACUGAAUGCCAUGCAAAACGUGUUCACGAUUGCACCAUUCAGCUCCAUCAGUCGCUCGAUUCCAUCUUGUCAACUCUGAAUCGGCGUGCCAUGGCAUUGGCAAAGCUUGCCAACUUUGAAUCGGCUCUUCGUGAUUCCAACGUCAUACAGCAACUCUCCCCUUCUUCAGCACUUGGCUACCUGUGUGAAUCCACCAUUUACAGCGAACAAGGAAAACAGCGUGAUGUGAUCAACACCUGCAGCAAGGCUCUCACUAUGGUUGAUACGAAGGAUCCUGAUUACAGCACAUUACAACAAGCCAAGGCCACUGCCGAGCGACAUGCCAACAUACGUAUCGACUUUGUGAGCCAACUUCCUGUUGAGGUUGUCAUUACAAUACUUGUUCCCAUGUUUAUGGAUUAUUACGUGAGCUCUUUGAAGCUAUCCCCGUACUUGAAUGUGUCGCAUCUUUGGCGGGAACGGAUUAUCCGGGCGCCUGAUGGAUUACGUUUUACGGUUGAAGACGAGAAUGAGGAUCAUCAUUUACAAGUCGUUACGUUUGCACGUCACACCAAAGUAUUGCACAUUGCCACGUAUUUACAAGGAACGUGGUUGAGCGAUCUAUUCCUGGAUAAUGACUUUUCCUCGUUGCAAGAGGUGUUCAUUGGUGGGUUUGACGCCGAGGGAGUUUCCGAUUUCAUCUCUGCAUUGGAAUCAAUCAGCAAUACCUUGACGGAUCUCACUCUCUUGCUUUGUCGUGGCAAUGAAUUACGUGUCACGGAUAUUGUGUCUGCUUGUCCCAAUCUCGAAUCGCUCAAAGUACAUCAGCCUCGCGAUGCCGAUAUCAGCUCUCUUCCGAUGACAACAUGGCCCAAGAUGAAGAAUCUAUCCAUUAUCAUGGCAGCAAACUACAUCAGCCUUGAUCACGUGUUGGCGGUUUCAAAGCGAUUCCCGUCACUCAAGAAUCUUUCACUUUCUAUAUGCACUGAUCUGCAACCAGCGCUCGCAGUUCCCCAACAUUUUCCAGCCAUGCGAAAAUUGGAUUGUUUUAUAUUCGAAGGUGUUGAGAUGACCAUUUCGGAUGAUGAAGAAUACGAAUAUGAAUAUGCAGGGCAACAAGCGAUCAACCAUCUUCGAAUCAAAUCCUGGCCGUCCGAUCGAUACACAACGCACGACCUCAGGACGUUAUUGUGCAAGUAUCAAGGAACAGUUGUUGAGCUCGAGUGGGCGAUGGAAUAUCAUUACAACAAGCCUGAACACCUUUGGAGUAUCCAAUAUCCUUGUCUUAAGAAGCUUACUCUCUGCUCGUCGGGAUGGUGGAUAGCAAGAAACGCACCGCUACUUGAAGAAUUGGAGUUCCGUGUCGAUAUCGACAAUCCAGCCAAUAAGAUGCUUGCUACAAUCCCACCCAAUCUGAAAAGGCUGUAUAUCAUGCUUUCUCGUCUUCCUAUUACCGAUCACCCUGCCGUUGCACAUUAUUUUCAUCGAUUGGCUCAGCAAACGCAGUUAACACAUCUCUAUGUCUCUUUGGGGAACCUGAAGCACGAUUACGAAUCCAUCAUCGAGGCGCUUUGUCAUUUGCAUCAUCAUCUUGAGAAUUUAAUCAUCAGCUUUCAUGACCAUUCAGAAGCAACCGACAUGGAAGGGCAUAUUGUUACGAUUGUCAAACGAUGUUCAAAGUUGAAGUGCCUUCAGAUUGCAACCCGAAACGCUCCAUCCACCCAUACAUUGAUCGCUAUAAGUCAACUUGAGCACCUGCAGCAAUUGGCAUUUUCUAUUCGAGGAGCGGAUCAGCAAGAAGGUUUCUGGCAGGCAGUUGAGUCGUUUACCAAACCAAAGUUGAUUAAGGUGUUUCCUCAAGACCCUAUUCACGAUUUGGAAAUCACUCGCUUGGCACAACAUCGACCCGACAUGAGGAUCAUGGUCCAGGAGGAUUUAGAGCUCUUUUAUUAA